AUGUCCUCAAACGAGAGCCAUGUAGAAGAACAUACGCUAACAAACAUACAGGAAGACAGCUUCAACACGCGACCUUCAGUCCGCAUUGUGAUGCCGGACAACUUGAAAUCCUUGCUCGUCGAUGACUGGGAACAAGUUACCAAAAACCAGUGUGUUGUCGCGCUACCUUCCAAGCUUCCAGUACGUCAGAUCCUUAGAGACUGGCAUGAGGAGGAGGAGCCUAAGCGCUCGGGUUCCUCUGCCGACGAAGAUGUCCUGGAAGAAGUAGUGGCCGGCCUUCAAGAGUACUUUGAUAAGUCUCUCGAUAAGAUUCUGCUAUACCGCCACGAGCGACAGCAGUACCGCAAUCUGCGCAAGAAGUUCGAGGCAGCUACCGGUGAACUGGCGGACAAGGGACCUAUUGAUGUUUAUGGCGCCGAACAUUUGAUUCGAUUGUUCAGCAGCAUGCCCGAGCUGAUUGCUCAGACAAAUAUGGAUAUGCAGGCUACCAACCGGCUGCGAGAGGAAAUUUCAAAGCUUUCCAUGUGGUUGAGUAAGAACUCGGACAAGUACUUUGCGACAACUUACGUUGUCGGGGAGAGUAUUCAGUGA
Penicillium olsonii is the source of this 591-nucleotide messenger RNA. Lineage: Eukaryota; Fungi; Ascomycota; Eurotiomycetes; Eurotiales; Aspergillaceae. The record is from the annotation of a GenBank genome assembly.